CCCGCCCCGCCCGGCCCACGCCGCCUGGCCACGCCGCUAGCCGGGGGCUCACGGGCUGCACCGGCCCCAACCGCCCCCGGAGAGCGGAACGGCGACACCUGACAUCAGGCCGCCUCCCGGGCUCCUCAUCCUUUAUGGAAAACGGGGAGAACCUGGCGGGUUUGCCGCUGCGGCGUUUUCCGGGCGCUGGGAACAAAGCCGAGCCGUGCCGUGCCGAGCUGGCCGAGCGUCGCCAGGACACCGGAGGAAUUCGUCAGGACGGUGUUCCACGCUGAUCCCAGGGAUCGCUGGUGCAUCAGGCGGAGGAGGGAGCCAUGGUGUGCAUUCCCUGCAUCGUGAUCCCUGUUCUGCUCUGGGUCUACAAGAAGUUUCUGGAGCCCUACAUCUACCCCAUGGUCGCCCCCUUCAUCAAGCGUGUCUGGCCCAAGAAAGCAGUGCAGGAGCCACCAGGCACCAAGCAGGGGCCAGGAGGCAGCACUGGGGACCCCCGGGGACCUGCAGCUGCCAAGAGAGACCAGGAGGAUGGACCUGGGGGCCAUAAAUUGGAAAGCAAUGGCAUUGUAAAUGGAAGUCCUGCAAAGGGAUCUGCUGCAGUGUAUGACAAGAAAACAGCUUGAAGGAGUUAAUUCCUGAGGAUUUUAUUCCCUCAUGUCCAGUAUGAACUGCUGAUAUUCCUCUCAAUUUGAGACUUUUUUUCUUUGCACAUUUUAGCCGAAUAAAAAACUUAAUUGCUUGCAGGAAAGUCUCUUUUGCCACUAAAAUGGCAGCUGUUUGUUUAUUUAAAAUAUUUGAAAGCUGAUGUUCUUGUAUUUUUCUCGCUGGAACUACUUUUCAUCUGCCAUCUGUUUGGUGUGAUUAGAGUUUAGGUUAAAUAACGUAAGAAUAAAUCUGUCUGUGGAAGGCAAAUGUAUCUUAGCAUCUUGAUGUCACUAAGUGCUAGUGCAGUACUUGAGGCUUUCACCUUAAAGGCUUUAUCUGUUCCUGGUGAAGAACUGUGGACUGCAUUGUGACAACAAAAGCUCAUAAUUUAUCUAUGGAGAAUUUAGAUUCUUCAUGUCAAGUCUAUGGAUGAGCUAGAGGAGUUAUGCCGCAUAGAAAAUUUACUUGGCUUACUAAAAGCAGAAAGUCUUGAUGUGAUACUUUACUUAAUUAUUUUCCUUGAAAUAUUAUGCCUUUUUUUUCCCUGAGGCAUGAUGCAAGAGAAUGUUGCUUUAUGUUCUGUUGUAGUGAUUUAUAAUGGCGAAGUUCUGGCUUAAAAAAAAAAACUCAGCAUCCAGUUAAAACCUC
This is a messenger RNA of Melospiza georgiana, 1287 nucleotides long. It is a transcript of the gene CZH18orf32, whose product is annotated as chromosome Z C18orf32 homolog. The transcript has 4 exons. The coding region runs from base 315 to 617 and encodes 100 amino acids. The record is from RefSeq and is a predicted model, not a curated record. Lineage: Eukaryota; Metazoa; Chordata; Aves; Passeriformes; Passerellidae. Gene Ontology annotation, biological process: positive regulation of canonical NF-kappaB signal transduction.